This is a messenger RNA of Ostrea edulis (European flat oyster), 474 nucleotides long. RefSeq lists its product as uncharacterized. Bases 1 to 474 code for a protein of 157 amino acids. The transcript has a single exon. The record is from RefSeq and is a predicted model, not a curated record. Lineage: Eukaryota; Metazoa; Mollusca; Bivalvia; Ostreida; Ostreidae.
AUGUACAAUGGUAGUAGUAGCUGUGUCAUCAACAAUGGACAGUCAUCAGAAUGGUUUUCAGUCAAAACUGGAGUCAGACAGGGAUGUGUGAUGUCAGGUUUCCUUUUUAUAAUUGCUGUGGACUGGGUUAUGAAGAAUACCAGCAACGGAAAGAGAACAGGCAUCAGAUGGAAGUUUAUCAACCAGCUAGAACACCUUGAUUACGCUGAUGAUAUUGCCCUCUUAUCUACUAAGCACCAACACCUGCAGGAAAAGACCGAAAGAUUGUGUAAACAUGCUGAAAGUAUUGGUCUCCGGAUCAACACGAACAAGACCAAGGUGUUGAGAAUUAAAAACAAGGAAACAAAUCAUAUCACAAUCAAGGGAAGAAACGUUGAGGAUGUGGACACUUUCACAUACCUUAAUGCUAUUGUCAACAACAGAAGACAUCAAGCACAGACUGAGUUUAGCCAGGAAUGCAUUUGCAAUGCUUAA